Molecule: messenger RNA, 2235 nt
Organism: Tupaia belangeri chinensis (Chinese tree shrew)
Lineage: Eukaryota; Metazoa; Chordata; Mammalia; Scandentia; Tupaiidae
Gene: RHPN2
Product: rhophilin Rho GTPase binding protein 2
Biological process (GO): signal transduction; negative regulation of stress fiber assembly
Molecular function (GO): protein binding
Source: RefSeq, a predicted model, not a curated record
GGUUGUAACCCUCUUGCACAAACCGGCCGGAGCAAAUUGCAGAAUCAAAGGGCUGCUUUGAACCAGCAGAUCCUGAAAGCCGUGCGGAUGAGGACAGGAGCGGAAAACCUUCUGAAAGCAGCCACGAACCAGAAGGUGCGGGAGCAGGUGCGCCUGGAGCUGAGCUUCGUUAACUCGGACCUGCAGAUGCUCAAGGAAGAGCUGGAGGGGCUCAACAUCUCGGUGGGGGUGUAUCAGGGCACAGAAGAGGCGUUUACGAUUCCCCUGAUUCCUCUUGGACUGAAGGAAACCAAAGACGUUGACUUUUCAAUCAGUCUCAAGGACUUUAUCUUGGAACAUUACAGUGAAGAUAGCUAUCUGUAUGAAGAUGAAAUCGCAGAUCUUAUGGAUCUGAGACAAGCCUGCCGGACUCCCAGUCGGGAUGAGGCCGGGGUGGAACUACUGAUGAGCUACUUCAUCCAGCUGGGUUUUGUCGAGAGCCGAUUCUUCCCGCCCACCCGACACACGGGGCUCCUGUUUACCUGGUAUGACUCCCUCACUGGGGUUCCAGUCAGCCAACAGAACUUGCUGCUGGAGAAGGCCAGCAUUCUGUUUAACAUCGGAGCCCUCUACACCCAGAUUGGGACCCGGUGCAAUCGGCAGACGCAGGCUGGGCUGGAGAGCGCCAUGGAUGCCUUCCAGAGAGCCGCAGGGGUCUUAAACUACUUGAAGGAGACGUUUACCCACACUCCGAGCUACGACAUGAGCCCCGCCAUGCUCAGCGUGCUCGUCAAGAUGAUGCUCGCGCAAGCCCAGGAAUGCGUGUUUGAGAAAAUCAGCCUCCCUGGGAUCCGGAACGAGUUCUUCAUGCUGGUGAAGGUGGCUCAGGAGGCUGCCAAGGUGGGAGAGGUCUACCGGCAGCUGCACACGGCCAUGAGCCAGGCGCCCGUGAAGGAGAACAUCCCCUACUCCUGGGCCAGCUUGGCCUGUGUGAAGGCUCACCACUACAGUGCCCUGGCCCACUACUUCACCGCCACUCUCCUCAUCGACCACCAGUUGAAGCCAGGCGCAGAUGAGGACCACCAGGAGAAGUGCCUGUCCCAGCUCUAUGACCACAUGCCGGAGGGAUUGACGCCCUUGGCCACAUUGAAAAACGAUCCUCAGCGCCAACAACUGGGCAAGUCGCACCUGCGCAGAGCUAUUACCCACCACGAGGAGUCUGUGAGGGAGGCCAGCCUGUGCAAGAAGCUGCGGAACAUCGAGGUGCUGCAGGAGGUGCUAUCCGCCGCCCACCAGCGCUCUCGGCUCAAGUAUGCCCGGCACCAAGAGGCCGACGACCUUCUGAACUUGAUCGACGCUCCCGACAUUGUUUCCAAAACUGAGCAAGAGGUUGAAAUUAUAUUGCCACAGUUCUCCAAGGUGACAGUAACGGACUUCUUCCAGAAACUGGGCCCCUUAUCUGUGUUUUCGGCCAACAAGAGGUGGACACCUCCUCGCAGCAUUCGCUUCACCGAAGACGAAGAUGACUUGGGGUUCACCUUGAGAGGGAACGCCCCCGUGCAAGUCCACUUUCUGGAUCCUUACAGCUCAGCUGCGCUGGCAGGAGCCAAGGAAGGAGAUUAUAUUGUUUCCAUUCAAGGCGUGGAUUGUAAGUGGCUGACACUGAGUGAGGUUCUGAAGCUACUGAAGGGCUUUGGUGAGGAGGAGAUCGAGAUGAAGGUCGUGAGCCUCCUGGACUCGUCGUCAUCCAUGCAUAAUAAGUGUGCCACAUACUCGGUGGGAAUGCAGAAGACCUACUCCAUGAUCUGCUUAGCCAUAGAAGACAAUGAUAAAACCGAUAAAACCAAGAAGAUCUCGAAAAAGCUCUCCUUCUUGAGCUGGGGCACCAGCAAGAACAGACAGAAGUCAGCCAGCACCUUGUGCCUUCCGUCGGUUGGGGUCUCUAGGCCUCAAGUCAAAAAGAAGCUCCCCUCUCCUUUCAGCCUGCUCAACUCUGACAGUUCUCUGUACUAACAUGGAGGGACACCGAUGUUCGCGGGAUGACUAGGCCUUAAAAUGGGUGCCAUACUGGAAAAUAGUGAAGUAGUGUCGAAUCCAGUUUUCUCACAGUGUAAACUUGCAUUUGCUUUUUCUUUGUAAAUGGAUGCAACAAGAAAUCUCUAGAAACUUGUGGAAAAGAAACUUGAGGAAUGUCACUAUAUUGCUGCAAGUUAUUUAUUAUAUGAAGUAUUGUAAAUAGAAUAGUGUUAAAAAAUA